AUGAUUGACCAACUUGUUAUUUACACAAAUGCAGAGAUUGAAAUAAAAAAGGUGAAGUACAAGGAACUCACUCAUACUAUUUCUCCAACUUCAGCUAUUGAACUAAAAGCUUUACUGGGUCUUCUUAUGCAAUCAGCUGCUAUAAAAAGUAAUCAUUUACCCACGAGAAUGUUGUUUGAUGCCAGAAGGAGUGGUAACAUUUUCAAAGCCUGCAUGAGCGCUGAGAGAUUUGAUUUCUUACUUAAAUGCCUUCGAUUUGAUGACAAAGCUACCAGACAAGACAGAAGAGCAUCCGAUAAAUUUGCACCUAUAAGAGAAUUUUGGGAGAAAUUCAUUGGUCAUUGCAAACAAUGGUACAAGCCAAGUUCCUAUCUGACAAUCGAUGAACAAUUAGUUGGGUUCAGAGGGCGCUGCCCAUUUCGAAUUUAUAUACCCAAUAAGCCUAACAAGUACGGCAUAAAAAUUGUAAUGGUUGCAGAUUCUAAUUCAAAGUACGUAUACAAUGCUACGCCUUAUUUGGGUAAAGGAACCAAUUGCGAUAAUAUGCCUCUUGCCACACAUUUUUUGAAACAACUCUGUGAGCCUGUCUAUGGGACAAACAGAAAUAUUACGAUUGACAAUUGGUUCACUUCAGUGCCACUUGCUUCAGAAUUACUUCAGGACUCGUAUAAACUCACACUUGUUGGGACAAUACGUAGUAAUAAGCGAGAGAUUCCACCUGAGAUGAAAAACAAAAAAUCAAGAAAGAUUAAUACUUCGAUGUUUGCAUUUGAUGGUGAGAAGACUCUGGUCUCGUUUAAACCGAAAUCUAACAAGACAGUAUUUCUUCUAUCGACAGUGCACAAUCAGCCAGACAUUAACUCCACUUCGAAAAAGCCUGGAAUUAUACAUUUUUACAAUAGUACCAAAGGUGCUGUCGACACUGUCGACCAAAUGUGCUCAGCUAUAUGUGUCAAUCGCAAAACCAAUAGAUGGCCUCAAUGCGUGUUUCAUAAUGUCUUGAACCUGUGCCUAAUUAAUUCAUAUGUCAUCUAUGUGUCGAACAUGGUCAGAGAACGGCAAAAACCAAUGAGACGUAGGACUUUCGUCCAAAGUUUAGUCGAUAAGCUCAUAGAGCCAUGGUUACGAGAGCGGUAUAACACUGUCACUUUGAGGAGGGAUAUAAAAGCUAGUAUCAAAGAUAUUUUAAAAAUUGAAGAUGCUACUCCUAGUACCUCUCAAGCGCAACAAAAUAAGCGUAAAAUAUGUUCUUUUUGUCCUUACAAAAAACACAGGAUGACUAAAUAUGUUUGCAGCCGCUGCAAGACGGCGAUUUGCGGGGAACAUACGGUUCCAGUGUGUGCCGACUGCCAAGAAUAA
Molecule: messenger RNA, 1359 nt
Organism: Arctia plantaginis
Lineage: Eukaryota; Metazoa; Arthropoda; Insecta; Lepidoptera; Erebidae
Source: the annotation of a GenBank genome assembly